AUGUACACAUUCGAGUUACCGACAACAGGCGCCAUUUCCUUCUCCGAAUUCUGCAUAGACCAGAGUACCAAUCGCGAAUAUGGCUUCCGAUUUUCUCAGGUGACAGAGGCACGGGCAAAUCUUCGCGCAAUCCUCAAGGAAACUAAACGGACGGACGGGUUCGACAAGGACACCUUAAAGCUUGUCAAGAUUAUUGAAGAAUACCUCCCCCAACUCCAGAGCGUCAUGACCUGCGUCGUCCACGACGAGAUCGGUUUCAAAAGCGAACCAAUCUUCACCUGGCGUUCGACGCUCUCCGCCAACCUACUGAAGACCUCUCCUCGUCUUCCGAUUCCUGGACUUCAUGCUGACUACGCAUUCACCUUGUUGACGUAUGGGUACGCAUUGUGCAAUCUCGCAUGGUCGAUUGUGAAUGGGUUGGGGACGUAUGAGCAGGAUAGGGCUAUUUCGGAUGCGGCGAGGAAGGUGAAGGAUGAGCAGUUGAAUGUUGCGAUCAAGUUCCUGUGCAAGGCCUCAGGGAUCUUUGCGUACAUUGCGGACACGGUAUUGCCGAACUGGGAGGUGAAUAGGACAGAGGUGCCGCCUGGCUUUAAUAAGCCACCUGAACUGACUAGGGAGGUUAAUAAUGCUUUGUCCAAGAUGGCGCUAGCCGAUGCACAAACCCUUGCGAUUCGGAAGCUACUGUCGAAAUCGGCGUAUGAGAGCAACAUCGCGCCUGGCCCUCCUUUACCCAAAUCGCAUCCUUCUCCCGCUCUUCUUGCCAAACUACAUCUCGAAUGUGGAUCCUUCUAUUCUUCGGCGAGAUCUCUGGUUAAAACAAUAGGAUCCAGUAAGGGAUCGGGCAGUGUUGAGGUGAUAUCAGAUCUACGAAAGCACCUGGCGGAAGCAGCCUCUUUCCAUGAAGCUCUGGGUCACAAGUGGCUAGGCGUGGCUGCUGGCGAGAAUGGCGGAAGCGAAAAGGGAGGAGAGGCGGUUGGAUUUGUGGCAUGGGCGAAGAAAGAGUUGGAGGAAUUGAAGAGCUCUGGGCAGCUAGUUUCUUUGGGUAAGGGGGACAAAGAGGUGCGAGGGAUGAAGAAGACAAAGCUUGCAGACGAGAUUGCUACACUCGACGUGUUUUUGAAACACUACAAGAAGAUGAACGACUCGGUACAUUUUCAGCCCGUUCCUUCGCAGGCAGACCUUCAGCGAUUGAUUCCGACAGGGACCGCGGCUGUUGCCACAACGGCGUACUCACCUCCACAAGCAACGUUUGGACCCGACUCUGCGGAAUACCAGCGGCGGAAACAGGAAGCGAGCGAGGCUCCUGCCAUCGUUGAACCUGGACUCGGGAAGCCUGACGACCUGCCUGAACAAACAGACACACCAGUCGGGAACUAUGCUGGGGCUGGAUCUUACUUUUAA
Coprinopsis cinerea okayama7#130 is the source of this 1401-nucleotide messenger RNA. RefSeq names its product pH-response regulator protein palC. The record is from RefSeq and is a predicted model, not a curated record. Gene Ontology annotation, biological process: cellular response to pH. NCBI's taxonomy places the organism in Eukaryota, Fungi, Basidiomycota, Agaricomycetes, Agaricales, Psathyrellaceae. The transcript is spliced from 5 exons. Gene Ontology annotation, cellular component: plasma membrane. The coding region runs from base 1 to 1401 and encodes 466 amino acids.